This is a messenger RNA of Polistes dominula (European paper wasp), 1111 nucleotides long. It is a transcript of the gene Dera, whose product is annotated as deoxyribose-phosphate aldolase. NCBI's taxonomy places the organism in Eukaryota, Metazoa, Arthropoda, Insecta, Hymenoptera, Vespidae. Gene Ontology annotation, biological process: deoxyribonucleotide catabolic process; carbohydrate catabolic process. Gene Ontology annotation, molecular function: deoxyribose-phosphate aldolase activity. The record is from RefSeq and is a predicted model, not a curated record. Gene Ontology annotation, cellular component: cytoplasm.
CAUCAUAUCUAUCAAUUGAUAUGAUUUAUCUUACAUUCGUAUGUGUACUAUCUUUACCGAAAACAUUUAUUACUUUAUAUAUUUACUGCUGUAGUAACAUCUUAGUUUAAACGACUAUUUAUAAAGAUUAUUAUAUUAUAUCAAAAAAAAAAAAAAAUGGAAAAAGUAUCAAUAAAGAAUGUUGGAGAAUAUGAUGCUGAUCUAUUAGAUACUUCUAUCGAUGAGUUGGAAAUAGAAAAAAAAGUAAAGCAAAUAAAAGAAGAAGCAAAGUCCCUAAGUGUAACUGAUAAAAUUGCUACGUUACUUAAAGCGAUUACUUUCAUUGAUUUGACGUCCUUGGCAGGCAAUGAUACAACUGAAUCUAUUGAAAAAUUAUGUAAAAGAGCUUUAAAUCCUCUCAGUGGAGUGAAAUAUGAUUGGGAUGAACCGCUACAUACAGCAGCUGUAUGUGUCUAUCCAUUAAGAAUACAAGAUGCUAUAAAUGCAUUAAAAAAUGUUGAAACAAAGCAUGAUGUUUUUGUAGUUACCGUAGCUGCAGGCUUUCCCUCUGGUCAAUAUCCUCUACAAACACGUCUUGAAGAAGUCAAUUACACGGUGCAUACCGAAGCUAAAGAAAUAGACGUUGUAAUUAAUCGAACAUUAGCUUUAGAACAAAAAUGGAAACAACUAUACGAUGAAUUAAAAUUUAUGCGUAAAUCGUGUUACAAUAAAUGCAUGAAAACAAUACUUUCUGUAGGAGAAUUAUCUAAUUAUUAUAAUGUAUAUAAAGCAUCAAUGGUAGCUAUGAUGGUUGAAAGUGAUUUUAUUAAAACAUCUACCGGAAAGGAUAUUGUUAAUCCCACGUUACAUGAUGGUAUAGUUAUGUGCAAAGCUAUAAAAGAUUACUAUACACGAACAGGAAAAAAGGUUGGAUUUAAACCAGCUGGUGGUAUUAAAACAGCAUCAGAUGUCUUAGAAUGGAUGACAUUAGUUAAACAAGAAUUGGGUAAUUCGUGGUUAGAUAAAACAUUAUUCAGAAUUGGUGCAUCCAGUGUACUAGAUAAUAUUGCUAAUGAAAUUAAGAAUAUAAAUGAUAAAUGAAAAAAUUUAUUUUAUAUUAUAUAUAUAUAUA